AACGAGACAAAGAAGUAUCUUUAAUUAGUAAAUAAGGAGAACCAUUACUAACAGUUAUUAACCUAUGACUCUUAAAUAAAACUUUUGAAAAAAUUGUUUCAAAAUGAACAGAGUUCUACGCGCGGAUGUUUUGGAAGGCGGUGCAUAUCUCUACAGCAUUGUUUAUCUCCGUAUAUGAUGGAUCAGUUAAGAGUCAUUCUGCAAUUUAGCUAGUUAAUUUUUAUUAGUACUAGACUCUGGAGUGCUGUGACGGUGAGUGUGUAAUUGGAUUUGACAGUGUGAUUUUUUGUUUUUUUCCUCAUUUUAUCGUGAAAUAACAUGUGCUGAGGGGACCAGAUAUGAAAAUCGAGAUAUUAUGGCUGUUGAACCUGCAAAUAAUUUACAUAUAUGCCAUGAAUUGCAAAGAAGGACCACAAUGUCUCAUGACCCGUUCGCACAAAAUGAAAACAGCUGAUUGCUAUAACAGAGAGUUUAGAGAAUUUCCACAAUGCUUGACCUCAGACGUCGAGGUAAUCGAUCUGGGCUACAAUAGAAUAAGGAAAAUAACAAGAAGUGACCUUAGCAAAUUCAGUAGUCUAAAAUUCUUGUACUUAGGAGACAAUCUUAUCUCUAAAUUAGAUAAAGACCUAUUUGAGGACGCAUAUCGCUUAACAACUUUGGAUUUGUCGUUAAAUGCCAUUGUUACCAUACCUCCCAGCAUCUUCCACCUGCCAUAUUUAAACUCGCUGUACCUAAAACAGAAUUUAAAUAUAGAUAUAGUACAGGCUGUAGAGGAUGCAAGUCCUGUUACCAGCCCUCUUAUACAAAUCGAUAUUAGCAAAACGACUGACAUUGAAAAUCCUACAAACUUUCCCAAUUUUGGACUGAUGCCAUUAUUGACAACGUUGAAUGUUACUGGUAAUUUUUAUUUUAAUGUGACACCUGGUUUAUUUAUGGGAUUGUGCAAUUUGCAGAAGUUGAUCAACGAUAAUGUUACUGUUGCUUUUAAUGAUACCUGUGACUGUUGGAGAUUGAAUUACUGGCUUGAAACCAGAGGAAUACAGUUUACUAGGUUUAUUUGUCUUAUAGCUGAGUCACAAUGCUCUGUGACUUUGAAUGAUGAAGACUUACAGUUGUUCAGUCAAUGUAAUAUACAAUUUGAAGCAAUCAAAAGAAGCAACUUACUGAAAAGUAUUUGUAUAGGCGUAGGGGCAACUGCAGCUGUUAUUAUUAUAUUGAGUUUCUUGAUAUUUUUAUACUGCCGAAAAAAUAGAAAGCAUAAAAACAAACAGACCAAAACACUGGAGAGUAUUGGGGAUGAUUCUCCUUUACGGAGAAAAACUGUUGAAAAUAUUUAUAAAUAGAUAUUAUUUCUUUUUAGGGCUAGUUCAGACACAGCGGAUUCCGCGAUAUUUCGAAUUGAUGUUCAUACUAAUCCGUGCGGAUCGUGUCACGCGGAUUCCGCUUGGAUAUCCGCUCGAAUAUCCGCACGGAUAUAAAUAUAGUACGCGAAACCACGAACACCGAAUUAAAUAACUUUAUGCGCAGACAGAAACCACGUGAAUUUUGCCGUGUUUGAACUUGCUCUUGGCGGUUAUGCGGUUAUUUACAAACAUUUUUUUUAAAUUUUGGUACUAAUCGACCAGAAUAUAAAUGGUUAUGGGAUACAUGGAGACUGACCUAGAUCUCUAAAGGUCUCGUUUGGGCUAAAAUCACAAUAUUACAAUUCAUUUAGCAAUAUUUCUGAAAGUUCCUAAUAUAUCGUUAUACCUAUUCACAUCAAAUCCCCACAACUAUUCAUAUCCUGUUCGCAAAAUAGUCUCCAAAAGAAUAAAAUUCCUUUUUCUCGUUUAAAUAAUUAUGUAGAGUAAUCAAAAGAUCGACAUUUAAAAAAAAACAGGGUCUCUUAAAUUACCUCUAGACUACAGAAUUAAAAUAUUUUUUAAGCCAUAAUCCUAAUUAGGAUCAUCUAUGUGCCAUAGAGAUACUCAACGACUUGAUGAGCUGACUUAUCAAUGGGAGAUUGCUGGUAAUGAGGCUGCUGUCAAAUUUAGUGAGCGUGAUGAACAAUUAUUUUAUUUUGUACCUAAACAAACACUUCGAAAGACUUUAUAAGACACUAAUAACACAGAGGAACAAUAAUUUUGUUAGUGUGUAAUCUGUGAACUUCAUGGCUAUGAUACUAAUCAAUUAUAGCUAGGAUCAUUCAUCCGACCCAAGUUGGAGAAGGUUUAUGUAAGUCCAGCACGUCUGUUUGCCUCUAGAACAUUUCAAAAACAAAAAAAUAACGAACAUUGUUUUAAGAAUUAUUGUUCUGCUGUGUAAGAAGUCUCUUAUAGUACUGCAUAAACAGUGGUGCUUGUUCUUGGAUCGUCUUUUCAAUGUUUUCAUUGUUUACUACUUUUUAACUGAUCCUAAGCAAUACAAUUAAGUUGAAAAUAUCGAAUACAUUUUUUUCUUAUAUUGAAAAUAUCAGGAGAAUCCUAGUAGUAUCUUCGACGUUUGUAGAAAAAUGCUGCUGUCUAUUUUCCACAUUUAUUUAAGUUUAGGUAGCAGAGUACUGAAUAGAAUGAGAUAAAAUCGGUGUGUUAGGUACGGUUUUAAAAUCCGAUUACCUCGAGACGACUGCUACGAUGGUGAUUUAACGAUAAUCAACCCUAUAGGGGUUACAUAGGUCUUGUAUUUCCAAAAAAUUCAAUUUUUUAUUCCUUAUGAAAGAACAGUACUUCAAGAGUAUUUACUUCAAAUUUGAAGUAAAUUCGAGCAAUAUUACCGGAGUUAUAGCGAUUUGAAUAUGACGCGGUGGGACUUGUACUCUGCCGUCCCUAUUAUUGGCUCCGUGCGUCUCCCCUCUACUUACAGUCACGUGACACGCUGUCAGAUUUUGUCAGGACGUUUUAACAUUGAGUCUUAUGGGAUUAUUUUGUUAAACUUGAAUAUUUUAUUUUGUAGUGAUUAUAACCGAAUACAAUUGUUAGAAUUCAUUAGUUAUUAAUUUAUACUGUAAUUUAUAGUGCAACAAAAAUAUUUUCUUUUUCGUUAAUAAAGAUUUAUUGACAUAAACUGCGAUAGUGAGGUUAUGUAUACAAAAUCAAUCUGAUCAAAUUUAUAUCAGAUUAAGUGCGUUUUUAUUUUCUGUUUAUAUUAAUACAUAAUAUCACUACCGUGACACGGCAUUUUUUUUAAAUGUCUCAUCUAAACAUACACAAAGCGUCCUGAUAAAAUUUCAAAAAACCGCUACCAUGAGCAGGUCGGUCGAUUUUGCUUUGACACUUUGUUAACGCUCGGAGCGAAUAAGCAUGCGGCACGGUUCUACCGCGUAAAAUCAGCUUUAAACGCGUUUUUCUCGAAACGGUUUUUUACGUGCGGUAGGCACGAUUUCUCAAGAAUGAAUUGACCGAUUUUGCUCAAACUUUGCACAGUUCAUCUUUAUAGUAUUGUUUCCUGAUUGAACGAGGGGAUUUUCAAUCGGUUGACUUGUUCUGAGAAAAAUGUUUUAAAAACGAUGAGAAUCAGCAAAAGGCUAAAAAAUAUGGGACGAAAAUUCAUUCAAACUUAUUUCACAACUUUAAGUUUCAUUUUUUUCAAACUUAUUUUCUUUAAGACCUAUGUAACUCCUUAAUCGGUUCAGUAGAUUUCAGUUGAUUAUUAGGGUAAAGUACAGAAUUUAGUCAAGCGAGUCUGUUGUACAAGUUUAAUAAAUUAGGGCUGUAGCACCACGGAUGAUGAUCUAGUCCUAGUCAAAUAAAAAUGUGGUGUGGGAAAAGUCGUUACCCUGUGGGGUCAAUAUGAUCAUCAGUUGUCAACAAUUAUUAUUCUGAUGGACAAUAUCUAGUCGUUUCAACACGAAAGCAUCAUCGCUCAGCAGAGUCCCGAGGCAAACGGACUUUUACUUUUAUAGUAGUAUGAGCUAUCUAAGAGACACAUUAAUAUUCAGCUCAGCGUUGUGGUAUUGUUCGAGAUGUGGAAUUCCAUAAUACCUUGUUUAUGUAAUUUCACACCUCAAAGAGGUCUGAUAUUAUUCUACAUUACGAUAAUAAAAUUAUUACCAAGUCUUGUGAUAUUGCUAAUUCGUUUGCCUCAUAUUUUGCUACAAUAACAGAAUACAACCUUCAAGCUCAUUUUGGCACAUCGUUGCCUUCUUCUUGUACUACCUCAAAAAUGUGUAAUCAAACAUUUUUCUGAGAUGAAGUAGUUUUCAAUCCUAAUAGCAAUAUAAAUAAUAUUUAAAAAUAUUACAAUAUUACUAAAAGAUUUUUAAAUUGAUAACUUAUUGGUCCAUUUCCUUGGUAACACCUCCAUGGCUUCUAAAAUUUGCAAGCCAGAUGGAUGCUGAAGCGAAGAAGACAAGAGGGAAUUCAAAAAACUUACAAUUCACGACCCCGUCUGUUCAGCUGGUAAAUUCCAACAGAAAAUGGACCUAGUUACUCAAAGAAGUAACGACCAAUAUAAAAAUAAAAUAAAAAUUCCAUUUUUAUUCAGUUGCAAUGCGAAGGCAAAAGAAUCUUAUUUUUCACUUAAAAUACGGAGAGCAGUCCAGCCCUCUGAAUCGACGAUUUUCGACUCUUGUUGGAGUCUCAUCGGAGAGAACGUAGGCCUGCUUCUCCAUACUCUAAGCGAUCAACACCGAGAGUAUGGAGAAGCAGGCCUACGUUCUCUCCGAUGAGACUCCAACAAGAGUCGAAAAUCGUCGAUUCAGAGGGCUGGGUUGUUUUGCCUUCGCAUUGCAACUGAAUAAAAAUGGAAUUUUUAUUUUAUUUUAAACAUUUUUCUUUUUACCCGUGACUCCAAUUGAACUAAAAAAUACAGUCUAUCAACUAAAAAAUAAGCCUAGUACUGGUAUUGAUAACAUAUCUGUAAAAAUAAUAAAACUAAUAAGUGAUCAUACAUAUAUCGAAUCCUUUUACCCAUUUAGUUAAUCUCUCAAUAACAGCCAGCCAAUUUCCAUCCAUAUUUAAAAUGGCAAAAGUUAUUCCAAUCUUCAAAAAUAAUGACUCUCAUGAUAUUUCAAAUUAUAGACCAGUAUCUGUCCUUAGCGUAAUUUCCAAAGUAAUAGAGAAGGUUGUAUACAACAGAAUGUUAAAUUUUAUAGAAGAAUACAAUUUAUUAACUCCAAACCAACACAGAUUUAGACCAAAAAAGUCGACACUCACGGCUGCAUGCAGCUUGUUUGAGCGUAUUUAUGAUGAAUUAGAUAGUAGAAACCACGUGGCAGGACUAUUUUUUGAUCUAUCACGAGCUUUUGACUGCUUAGACAUAACAUUUAUUCGCAAUAAAUUAUAUAACGUUGGUUUUAGAGGGAUAUUUCUAGAAUGGGUAAUAAAUUUCUUAAGUGGCAGGAAGAGUGUUGUUAAAAUUAAAGAAUCAAGCUCAGAACCAUACACGACAAAUAAAGGAGUACCACAGGGAUCCGUGCUGGGACCAUUAUUAUUCCUAAUUUUUAUUAACGACCUACCAGAUCACACAAGUGCACUUAUAAUAGCAAUAUUUGCUGAUGAUACCUCGUUAAUAGUCUCUGCACGUACACUCGAGGAAUUAAAAAUGACAAUGAAGACUGUUGUUGACUGCUUUAUACGCUGGUGUAAUACCGACAGAUUAAUAUUAAACAUUGACAAGACGGAAAUCAUUUAUUUUCACUCAUACAACUCAUCUACCAAUGACUAUAUCUUAACCAUCCAUGAUAGAAACAAUAGUUAUCUUCCACUUCCACUCACUCUACAAAGUUUUUGGGUGUGUUCAUUGAUUGUAAUCUCAAAUGGUCAGAACAAGUGAAUUCAGUGAACAUGAAAUUGAAUAAAGCUUUUUAUGCUAUAUCUAGAAUUAAAAACGCACUACCCAUCUCGGCAUUAAUAAACGUUUAUUAUAGCCUUGCUUACAGCCACAUGUGCUAUAAUGUAAUUUUGUGGGGAACUCAGUAGAUAGUAACAAAGUGUUCAUUACCAAAAAAAAAUUAUCCGUAAAAUUUUUAAUUUGGAUUAUCAACAAUCGUGUAAACCAAUUUUUAUUAUACAUCAAAUUUUAACUUUCUACUGCAUAUAUAUCUAUAAAUGUUUUCAUUAUGUAAAAGAGGAAAUCAAUACAUUUCCAGUAAAUUCAGACAAUCACUAUUAUAAUACAAGAAGUGCUGAAUCUUUAUGAGUUCCUAAACACAGAACAUCGAAAUUUCAAAAUUGCUUCAGAUAUAUGGGACUGACCUUGUACAAUCAUUUGCCAAAAACUGUGAAAGAAAUACCACUUUCCACUAAAUUUAAAAAAAAAAUGUUAAAGGCUUACUCUUAAGAAAAGCAUAUUAUCCUAUAAAUGAAUAUCUUGAGGACAAACUGCAGUAGCUUCUUAUUUUACUUUUAAGUUUUGUCAAUUUUGAUAUACACUGUGAAUAUUGUAUUAUAUACCUACAUUAAUGUUUUUAUAUUGAAUUCUCUAGUGACGGAUCCUAUACAUUUUUUUAAUGUCUUAAAGGAUCAAUAAAGUAUGACUAUGACUAUGAACAAUAGCAUAUCGCUGAGCCGAAUAUUAAUGAGUCUUAGAUAUAGUCCAGAGAAAUAAGGUUUUGUCGGGACAUUUGAGCAGCCAGGUUGCAAAUGGUGUUUUUGGGUACUAUAUACCUAAUACAUUAUAAAUACAAAAAUGCCCGUCACAGUUCGGACGAGAAUUUUAGUUAUUAACAAAUAAGGGUCAAACAUGGCAGUUUUUUCGUUUAAAUCGCUACAGGUAACAAUAGGGUUAUUCCCUAUUAUAUCUUAUUAUAUUAUAUCUUAUUUAGAGUAUUUUUCUUUUAGUAGAUGAGCAAAGGUGUAAAAUUGCAAUUUUUGAAUUUUGGUCUGAUCAUUUGUUGCUUCGCUAAUUGCAAAAAAAGAAUAAAAUUUCGAAAAUAACAAAUUUGCUAUAACUUUUGCGAAAAUGAACAUAAGACUUUGAUAUUGCACGAAAAGUUGAUUCAAUCAGUGCAUAUAUGCCCUAAAAAUUUCAAGAUUAUCCGGCGAUUAGUUUAAAUUUUAUUCAAUUUGUUUAUACCAAAGAGCUUUUCUUUGUAAUGUUAUUGUUCAGAAAAUAAUAAUGAUACAGCAAUUCUGUGGAAACCUCUUGAAAGAAGAAUACUUAUAUUUUCAAAAUGUUUAAAAAAUCAAUAAAAAGUCAUGAAGUAGGAUCAUUUUUGGCUUCUAAACAGUUUGAAUAGUUUUGUUAAUAUUGACUGUAGAGUAAAUCUACUUUGGGAUUUCAAAAGCUAGUAUUUUUACACGAAUUUUCAAAAAAAACUUUUUGCGUAGGUUAAUUACGGUCAAAGUUAGCCAUUUUUAUUAUUUAAUCCACAGUUACUUCUGUGUACAUACAAUUCUCCUGUAACAGUGCUAGUUACCAUACUCCUCCGAAACGGCUUGACCGAUUUUUAUGAGAUUUUACACAUAUAUCCUGUAGGACUAAGAAUAGGUUUUAACCUAUUUUUCAUACCCAUAAGUUGUAAGGGGGGUUGCCCCCUGAGAUUUUUUUUUUAUUUUUUUGGACAAAAUUGUCUAUCUUAAUUUUGUAUUAUGUAGCAUUAAAAAAUACAUGCAACCCUUAAUUUUCACUCUUCUAUCUCCAACCAGUAUUUUUUAAUAGCCAUCUAUAUAUUUACAUCUAUAAAAUUUUCCUGUCGCAGUGUUAGUUGCCAUACUCCUCCGAGACUGCUUGACCGAUUUUUAUGAAAUUAUAUAUGUAUAUUCGGUAGGUCUUAGAAUCGGUCGUAAUCGAUUUUUCAUAUCCCCAAGUGAUAAGGGGGUUCCCCCUAACAUUUUGUAAUGUUUGGUAGGGGUAUGUAUACAUAACGUACUCUAAAGGACUACGAGUACAUGCAAAUUAAAAAAUUAUGAUCAAAAUCCAUCAACAACCUCCGGAGAUAUUAAUCGCAGUAUAUGUUUGAAGAAUCAAUUUCAUUUUUUGAGUGCACGGAUUUUAAUAUUUCCCCUCCACCGACCACGAUUCGAUUUCGUUAGGACGUCAUUUUUAAAGCUUUAUUAACCACUCUGUUGAAGAUCAAAGUUUACUCAAACUUGUGCACAUAAACUAUAUUCCUUUAACUUAAAAAUGGUGCUAGUUAGGUUGCUUAAUUGUUAUAAACAAAGUAGCUGUGAAUUAAAUAAAAAAAGUGGAUAACUUUGACCGUAAUUAACCUAGACAAAAAGUUUUUUUUGAAAAUUUGUGUAAAAAUACCAGCUUUUCAAAUCUCAAAGUAGUUUUAGUCUACAGUCAAUAUUAACAAAGUUAUUCAAAUUGUUUAUAAGCCAAAAAUGAAUCUUCUUUAGUAAAAUGUUUUCGGUAUGAUUAAAAUGACUUUAAUGAUUUUGUUUAAAUACGUUGAAAAUAUAACCAUUUUUCUUUCAUGUCGUUUACAUAGAAUUGCUAUAUCAUUAUAAUUUUCUGAAUAAUAACAUUGCAAAAAAGCUCAUUGGGAAAAACAAAUUGAAUAAAAUUCAAACUAACUGACGAAUCGUCUUAAAAAUUUUUGUGCAUUAUGUGGACUGUUUUAUUCAACUUUUCAUGUAAUUUGAAAGUCUUAAGGUCAUUUUCGCAAAAGUUAUAGCAAAUUUUUUAUUUUCGAAAUUUUAGUUUUAUUUUGAAAUUUCCGAAGCAACAAAUGAUCGGACCAAAAUUCAAAAACUACCAUUUUACACCUUUUGCUCACCUACUAAAAGAAGGAUACUAUAAAUAAGAUAUUUAAUUACCCUACUUUUACCUGUGGCUAUUUAAAUGAAAAAACUGCCAUUUUUGACACUUAUUUGUUAAUAAUUUAAUUUCUCGUCCAAACUGUGACGGGCAUUUUUGUAUUUAUAAUGAAUUAGGUAUAUAGUACCCAAAAAACCCAUUUGCAACCUGGCUGCUCAAGUGUCCCGAACAUGGUAUAUUUUUGCCUUAUUUCACUGGUGUAAUAGCUGGUACCUACUACAUACUAUAAAAAGAUAAUUACUGGCCAUCUAACUAAACAGUAUUAACGGGUGAGAAGGCCUGUAAAACUAUACUCUAUAAUACACACAUAAUUCUUUGUUAUCUAGUUUGUAGAUUAGUAAUUAGUAUGAGUGGGUGAUUCAAAAUACCAAAGACCAGAAUGUAAGUCAUUCGUGGCCCAGAAAUCCUAUACUCCCGGUUUAAUUAUAUUAUGAUAACAGCACCAAAGCCAGAAUAAAUUUUAUUCAUAUUAUUAUGAAUACCUAUAUAUAUUUUAAAUAAUAUCAAAUGCGACAUUUUAAUUUUGUAUUAUACACGUUUAAGUUUGUGAUAAAGUUUUGUAUUUUGUAAUUUUUUAUUAAACGAUGUUUCAUUA
Molecule: messenger RNA, 9277 nt
Organism: Diabrotica virgifera virgifera (western corn rootworm)
Lineage: Eukaryota; Metazoa; Arthropoda; Insecta; Coleoptera; Chrysomelidae
Product: leucine-rich repeats and immunoglobulin-like domains protein 2
Exons: 4
Coding region: 339-1343 (334 amino acids)
Cellular component (GO): plasma membrane
Molecular function (GO): protein binding
Source: RefSeq, a predicted model, not a curated record